AUGAGUGAAUCUAUUGGAAAAGAAGCUAGUUCUAAAGGUCGAGUAAAUACUUAUUUAAAUGCUGCUGAGAAAGUUCUUUCUGUAUAUGGUUAUGAUGUUUCGAAUCCAACUAAACCUACCAAUAAUGUUCCAGCUAAAACUGGUAUGCUAGGAAAUGUGAAACAAAUGUAUUUUCUUUGGAAAACGUUAGACAAAAAUAAUGAUCGAAAGAUCACCGUUGAAGAUGUUCAAAUAAUGCUUGCAGAAAUGGGUCUUGGUUUUCUUAGUAAAUAUGUAGCUAAAGCAUUAUUUGACAUGGUCGAUUCAAAUCAUGAUGGUCAACUUCAAUUUCGUGAUUUUAUUGCUUUAAUGGGCAUCAUCAAAAAAUUACUCAGUGCUGUUGCAUCAGCAAAAACUGCGUAA
Rotaria socialis is the source of this 402-nucleotide messenger RNA. NCBI's taxonomy places the organism in Eukaryota, Metazoa, Rotifera, Eurotatoria, Philodinida, Philodinidae. The record is from the annotation of a GenBank genome assembly.